Molecule: messenger RNA, 2535 nt
Organism: Cuculus canorus (common cuckoo)
Lineage: Eukaryota; Metazoa; Chordata; Aves; Cuculiformes; Cuculidae
Product: keratin, type II cytoskeletal 5-like
Exons: 9
Coding region: 96-1910 (604 amino acids)
Biological process (GO): intermediate filament organization; keratinization
Cellular component (GO): keratin filament
Molecular function (GO): structural constituent of skin epidermis
Source: RefSeq, a predicted model, not a curated record
CGGAGCCAGAGAAGAUCGUGCACACUUCUCUCUGUGUUCCACUCCGUUGAUCUUUCUGCUCUUCUUGAUUUGGACUCUGCUUGGAAGGACCAGCCAUGUCUCGUCAGUCGAUCUGCAGAAGCUUUGGAGGCGGGAGUAGAAAGGGCUACAGCUCUUGCUCUGCCAUCGGUGGUGGCUUUGGAGGAGGUGGCUGCAGAAGCAGGAUCAGCUACAGCUCCUACUCCUCAUCCAGGGGAGGUGGAGGAGGUGGUGGACACUGUGGAGGUUUUGGCAGCAGGAGCCUCCAUAACAUGGGUGGCAGCAGAAGAAUAACUGUUGGUGGAUGUUAUGGAGGUGGAGGAUACAGAGGAGGAAUGGGUGGUUUUGGUGGAGGUUGCGGAGGAGGAAUGGGUGGCUUUGGUGGAGGAAUGGGUGGUGGAGGAAUGGGUGGCUUUGGUGGAGGAAUGGGUGGUGGAGGAAUGGGUGGCUUUGGUGGAGGAAUGGGUGGUGGAGGAAUGGGUGGCUUUGGUGGUCCUGGCUUCCCCGGAGGAAUCCAACCCGUGCAAGUUGACCCAAGCCUUCUGCGGCCGGUCCAUGUUGAGAUUGACCCUCAAAUCCAGCAAGUCAAAAACCAGGAGAAAGAGCAGAUUAAGACUCUCAACAAUCAGUUUGCCUCCUUCAUUGACAAGGUCCGCUUCUUGGAGCAACAGAACAAGGUCCUCUCCACCAAGUGGGAGCUCCUCCAACAGCAAGGACCUUCGGGGCCAAGGAAGAACCUUGAUGCCAUCUUUGAAAACUACAUCCAGAACCUGAGGAGGAGGCUUGAUUCUCUCCUGGGACAGAGGGGACAACUGGAGUCUGAGCUGCAGAACAUGCGGCAGUACGUGGAGGAGUUCAAAACCAAGUACGAAGAAGAAAUCAACAGGCGCACCGCUGCUGAGAACGAGUUUGUGGUGCUCAAGAAGGAUGUGGACUGUGCCUACAUGAAUAAAGUAGAGUUGGAAGCCAAGGUGGGAGCUCUGACAGAUGAAAUCAGCUUCCUGAGGUGCAUGUAUGAGGAGGAACUGGCCCAGAUGCAGACAAUCAGCCGGGACCUGUCUGUGGUGGUGUCCAUGGACAACAACCGUCACCUGGAUUUCAACAGCAUCAUUGAGGCCAUGAAGUGCGAGUACGACCGGAUUGCUAAGGAGAGCCGGGAUGAAGCUGAAGCUUGGUACCAGAGCCGGUAUGAAGAGCUGCAGAACACUGCCGGAAGACAUGGGGACAGCCUCCGCAACACCAAGAUCGAGAUCCAAGAGUUGACCCGGAACAUCCAGAGGCUGCGGGCUGAGUUGGAGAAUGUGAAGAAACAGAACCAGCAGCUGCAGUCCGCUAUCGCCGAGGCCGAGGAGCGGGGUGAGAUGGCCCUCAAGGAUGCCAGGAGGAAACUGGAAGAGCUGGAAUGUGCCCUGAACAAAGACAAGGAGGAGCUGGCUCGCUUGCUGAAGGAGUACCAGGAGCUGCUGAACAUCAAGAUCGCCCUGGAUGUUGAGAUCGCCAUGUACAGGAAACUGCUGGAGGGGGAGGAGAACAGGCUGUGCAACGAUGGCAUGUCCAACGUCAAUGUCUCUGUGGUAGGCAGGACCACCAUCACUGGAGGCAGAGGAGGAAUGGGAGGAGGCUUCGGAGGCGGCAGCGGCAUGGGAGGAGGCUUCGGAGUUGGCAGCGGCAUGGGAGGAGGCUUCGGAGUUGGAAGCAUGGGCGGAGGAAUGGGAGGAGGCAUAUGUGGAGGUGGAAGCAUGGGCGGCAGCUGUGGAAUGGGAGGAGGAUCGUACGGCGGCGGCUUCUCUUCUGGAAGUGGAAGGAUGUGCGGCUCUGGAGGUGGAGGAUCUUCUUCUGUACGGAGAUGUGUGACGACCACCUCCAUCAAAUCUUCAGGAGUGAGAUUCUGAGCCCCCAAGCCAACUUGACAAAGGAAAGAAGCAUCUCCUCUCUUCUCCCGGCAGCAGCUCAGCCUCCUUAAAUCCAGCUCCGAUGUCCUGUGAUGCAAUGGACUGUGUCCCUCACGGCCCACCAUGUACCGACUCAUCUGCCUUGGUCCCAUCAAGGGAGUCUCCCGGCAAUGCCGUGUCCGUGGUGAGCUGCGUGUCAGCCCCAAGCGUGGUCGUGAAACCACUGCCCGUGGAAAGAAAAGUCUCCCUGGAGGAUCCCCAGCACGGAGAGCUGAUUUACAGGAGGGGAAGGCUCUGCCUUUCUUGCUGGCUUGUACAUUUCUGGCUGCCUCGUGGCAAAUGUGUAUAAAGCUCUUCUUUCCACCUCUGUCCUCCUGUCCCUUCCUCGAUGGCCGUAUCCCUGGGGUGCCUUCCAGUUCCACUUGUCUUUUUUCUCCGUGACGCCUGGUAACACGUGGGGCACACGUGGACUUUCUAAGGAGAACACAGCUUGCUGUUCCGUGCCCGCCCCUGUGAUGUGGAACAAAAUGUGCUGUCCCCACCUCCCUCCCACUUCUCUCUCUGGGAUGUUCUACUUCCUCGGGAUGAUGCCAUUCUCAAUAAAUUGCAGAGAACAUUCACCAUG